Molecule: messenger RNA, 1254 nt
Organism: Glycine soja
Lineage: Eukaryota; Viridiplantae; Streptophyta; Magnoliopsida; Fabales; Fabaceae
Exons: 7
Coding region: 255-1019 (254 amino acids)
Source: RefSeq, a predicted model, not a curated record
UGACUGGCUAACGUGUUAAGGACGUGCAAACGAGUAAAAGGAUUGAAAUCAUCCAUCCACGAUAACGGUUAACUGUAACAGCGUCACUGACUCAGGCCAUUUUCCGCAUCGGGUUCUUCAAACCGCUUUUUUCCCUGAACCGGACGUCGGUGGAGACGGUCGAGCCUGGUUAAAGCCGCUGCUCGGAAAUCCCAAACCGGACGGCGACGGCAGCACUCGACGGAGUUGUGGAAUGCGAGUGAUCGGAUUCCGAAAUGGCUUCGAACCCUUCGCUUCUCCCUGAGAUCGGACCCGAUGGUCUCGCUAAAGAAGCUCCCGUCAUCGGCUACACCGAGAAGAUCAUCGAAGCAGAACAGCUUCAAUUGCAGAAAUACAUUCAAGAAAACUAUUCUAAAAUUCGCAAUGUGGAGCGUGAGCUUGCAAAUCUUUCACUGGAGAUGAAACUUACAGCUGGGCCAAAAAAAGCAGCUCUUGAACAUUUGAGAAAGAAAAUAGAGGAAUCAACAGAAAGAAUUCGUGUGGCCAAGCUAAAGGAAGAACAGACACGGAAGGUGUGGGAAUCAGCAUCAAAAGUAGUAAGAGAUGAGGAAGCAUUAAAGCAAAAGUUAUGUGAAGACUUGAGUAAUCUGGUUCAAGAGAGCAGUAACUCUCAGUUUGCUCGGCUGGAGGAAUUAAAAAGAAGAUUGGAAGCUUUGAAUCCAACUCGUACAUCAACUAAUCUUUAUCAUGAUGGAAGAUCAGGAGCGUCUUCUCAGGAUAGUACACCCCAACCUGGUUCCUCUGUUCCCAAUGCAAAGGAAACAAAUGAGGGAUCAACCGAGAGUGUUCCCAACCAAAGUAAUGGUCAGCAAGUUGCAGUGCAAAAUGGGCCUAAUCAGCAGCCUAAUGAAGGCGAAGGAAGAAGUAAAAGGAAAGUCAACUUCCAACCAAAAGGAAAGGGAAUUGGUGCUGUGGCCAAGGGUAGAUCUUCAACUCCUGGCUGGACUGGGGCUGGCUUCGAUGUCGAUGGCAGAACCUGAGAAUACUAUAGUAAGAUACUAUUGCAUUAAAUUGAUUUUAGUGAGAAGUCCAUACUUUCUGUGCAAGGUAUAUAUCCUUCGUUCCUCUGUUCUUGUAAGUUAUAAUUUGUAACCCAUUGACUUGGAAGUGUAAUCUUCUUUCACCAAUUAGUGUUGUUUUUGUGACAGUUUUUUUCAUCACUAAAUGUUAGUUGUUAGUUUUUAAUGAUUUGAAUGCAUGACCUCUUUUCCCUUC